AUGGCUCACAGAUUAUUAGUUAAUGUCAUCUUCACCGGUGCAUCUGUUUUUGGACGUGCUUUCACUGAAGCAUACAAGCAGGCGGCCAAGGCCACCGCCGCUACACCCCAAGGUGGAGCUGCCAAAUCCUCGUCAGUUGGCGGUAUUCCAACCGAAGAAGCACUCAAAAUCUUAGAUUUGAAGAAAUCUGACUUAUCGCUUGAUAAAGUAGACGAGAAAUAUGCGUACUUGUUCGAUGUGAAUUCAAAAGAAAAGGGUAAUUCAUUCUAUUUACAAUCCAAGGUGUACUAUGCGAUGGAUAGUCUUCGUAAGGAGUUGGAGUAUCUUGAUAAGUUAAAGAAGGCCAAGGAAGGCGGCCAGGGUGAUGCUGGUCCUACACUGACGUGA
Messenger RNA from Debaryomyces fabryi, 387 nucleotides. RefSeq names its product import motor complex subunit (gene PAM16). The record is from RefSeq and is a predicted model, not a curated record. Gene Ontology annotation, biological process: protein import into mitochondrial matrix. Bases 1 to 387 code for a protein of 128 amino acids. Gene Ontology annotation, cellular component: TIM23 mitochondrial import inner membrane translocase complex. The transcript has a single exon. Lineage: Eukaryota; Fungi; Ascomycota; Pichiomycetes; Serinales; Debaryomycetaceae.